AUGCCAAACGGUACCCCGGUGGCUGCCCCGCCAGCCCACCUCGAGGGCCCAUCGGUCGUUUCGUUUGCGCUGCCGUAUUCCUUUCUUUUUCUCGUCGGCACCGCAGGAAAUGUGGCGGUUUUGACAUAUGUGUUUUUUGUGACGCGCUCCUUACGCUCGUCGGUAACAGCACUUGGAAAUACGUUUGUAUAUAUGGUAGUACUCUCCGGUGUUGAUCUACUCGUCACAAUGUCAAUUCCAUUCCACUUAUCAAUGACCGUCCUUGAGAACUGGAUCUUUGGCCACUACGCCUGCAAGGUCUACUUCUUCAUCGAACUCUCCAACAAGAUUUGUUCAUCGUUUAUCUUAACUGCUCUGGCAUUUGAUCGCUACAUGGCAAUUUGUCACCCGGAAAUGAAGCGGGUUCAUCAAAUGCGCCAAACGUCAGCAAUUGUGGCUGUGAUGAUUUGCCUAUCGACUUGUCUUAUUUUGCCCGUGGUCUAUUCAUCAUUUGUCCGUGAAAUUACAACGAACAACAUUUAUUCCCGAUGGGUGGAUGCUAAUAAGACGCACGUCAAUUAUCCGGUGGUAAAAUCGAGGUGUAUGGACGGGAUGACGCGGCAAUUUGCAUUUUGGCAAGUCAGCGCGAUUGUCGUAUUUGCAUUUAUACUUCCCUGCACAUUGUUGACGUAUUUUUACGUGAGGAUUGUGGUUCGAUUACGACGGCAAAUGCGGACCAUGUUGCAAUCUCGGAUUCCCAUUCGGAGAAUAACAAUUUACACUCUUGUGGUGACAAUUUUUUAUUUGGCAUGCCAGAUACCGUAUUGGAUCCCGCAGAUCUAUCUAAUUAUGAGAAGGGUGAUGAGCAUCCCAUCAAGUCCAGAUUUCAUUAAAUGGACUUAUAUAACGCACAUGCUACCAUUUGUGGCCGCUGCGUUUAACUGGAUCUUCUACGCCCAGUUGAAUUCACAAUUCAAAAAGGGGCUGAUAUUGGUGACGGAGCGGAUGCAUCGGAAAAUGACAAGAUCCGGUGUGAAAAAAGGGCCAGACACAAUGGACGAGCUAUGCAUAGAAAUGAUGUCCCGAAGCGAUGAGGGCCCAAAUUGUGUCUGCCCCAAUUGCGAACAUCCGCUUUCAAUAAAGGUUCAGAAAAUCAGCUCCUCGGUGGCGGCCGUGCAAAAUGGAAAUGGGAAUGCUGUC
Molecule: messenger RNA, 1179 nt
Organism: Mesorhabditis spiculigera
Lineage: Eukaryota; Metazoa; Nematoda; Chromadorea; Rhabditida; Rhabditidae
Source: the annotation of a GenBank genome assembly